AUGGACGAUCCCAGCUCUACAGCCAUUGAAGACCAAUACCAGCACGAACAGCAGCACCAGCAUCAACAGCCCCAACAACUUCAGCAGCAGCCCUUUGCUCAUCCUCAUCCGGCUGCUGCUCCUACUGUGCCGACCUCCUCUUAUUUAGACGUCGCCUCCUCCAUCGCUGCUCCAAGCACCUUUCUCGCAAACGCCGCCUCCCACUGCUACUCUCAACACCCCGGCUUCCGUCCGUCAAGAGCCCGAGCGACACCAGGCGCAAUGGAAAAACGACAGCCUCCCAGUUCCUUUCAGCAGCUUGAAAAGCUCGGUGAGGGAACGUAUGCUACUGUCUUCAAAGGCCGCAACCGCCAAACAGGCGAGAUGGUCGCCCUAAAGGAAAUCCACCUCGACUCCGAAGAAGGCACCCCCUCAACCGCCAUCCGCGAAAUCUCCCUAAUGAAAGAACUCAAGCACGAAAACAUCGUCGCCCUCCACGACGUCAUCCACACCGAAAACAAACUCAUGCUUGUCUUCGAGUACAUGGACAAGGACCUGAAACGCUACAUGGACUCCCGUGGCGACCGCGGCCAGCUCGACUACGUCACCAUCAAAUCUUUCAUGCACCAGCUCCUCCGUGGCAUCGCCUUCUGCCACGAAAAUAGAGUCCUGCAUCGCGACCUGAAACCUCAGAAUCUUCUCAUCAAUACAAAGGGCCAGCUGAAACUGGGCGACUUUGGCCUCGCCCGCGCAUUCGGGAUACCCGUCAACACUUUCUCAAACGAAGUCGUCACCCUCUGGUACCGGGCCCCCGACGUCCUGCUGGGCAGCAGGACAUACAACACAAGCAUUGACAUCUGGUCCGCUGGCUGCAUCAUGGCGGAGAUGUAUACCGGCCGUCCGCUCUUCCCCGGCACGACAAAUGAAGAUCAACUGCAGAAGAUCUUCAGGCUAAUGGGGACUCCCUCCGAACGCUCCUGGCCUGGCAUCUCCAAUUUCCCGGAGUAUAAACCGAAUUUCCAGGUGUAUGCGACGCAGGAUCUGCGGUUGAUUUUGCCGCAGAUUGACCAGCUGGGAUUGGACUUGUUGAGUCGCAUGUUGCAGCUAAGGCCGGAGAUGCGGAUAAGUGCUGCUGAUGCGUUGCGGCAUAGGUGGUUUCAGGAUCUGAAUCAGUUGCAGGCGCAGCAGGCGGUGCAGCAGCAGCAUCAACAACAACAUCAACAGCAUCAACAGCAUCAACAGCAUCAACAGCAUCAACAGCAUCAACAGCAUCAACAGCAUCAACAGCAUCAACAGCAUCAACAGCAUCAUCAACAACAACAGCAGCAGCAUCAACAGCAUCAACAACAGCAGCAGCAGCAUAUGGCGGCUGGUUAUGGGGCGCCGGGGAUUAUGUCGCAGGGCGGAUAUUGA
Messenger RNA from Paracoccidioides brasiliensis Pb18, 1392 nucleotides. RefSeq names its product CMGC/CDK/CDK5 protein kinase. The record is from RefSeq and is a predicted model, not a curated record. Gene Ontology annotation, cellular component: cytoplasm; nucleus. The transcript has 3 exons. Gene Ontology annotation, biological process: protein phosphorylation. Gene Ontology annotation, molecular function: ATP binding; cyclin-dependent protein serine/threonine kinase activity. The coding region runs from base 1 to 1392 and encodes 463 amino acids.